UUACCCAGUGUGCCUUUCUACAGCCAUAUCCAGUUUGGGAGACGGAAGGGGAUAUCUGUGCUCGCCGUUUGAUAUGAGAAAUAUACUCCAUUAAAUCAUAGAUUAAAUCAUGUAUUGUCUAAAAAAAAUAUAGAUGUUAUUCGCUAGCCCACAUGCUAAUUAGCACUAGCAAAUUAUUUGUCCGCGCUCUUCACACUAACGUUACUAACUGCUGCCUGCUAACUAGUUAACGUUAGCAGUUCGUUUAACAGGCUUAUUUAUAAACUCGAUUCUCAUUGACUGUUUCUUUAGCUAACUAACUUGCCUUUUCUCAACAUUUGCUAAUAGUUACAUGAAUCACGAACUAGUUAGCUAACCGACACUCGGUGAUCAAUUCACUAACUCUAAUUGAACAAAAACUGUUCUCAGCUAACGCUAGCUAGCUAACGUUUCUGUCUAAUUUAGUUCGUUACCUAUAGCUAGCUAUGUAUAGGUAACAAAUAUACUAAUCACAUUUAUAGUUGUUACGGUAACGUUAUGUCUGACACAGCUAGCUGAAGCUGCACUGUUGACUGCCCUAUCAAGUUCCAUCCAACUUGGCAACAACAUGAACUGUUGAAUCUGCGCUGCUCAUAUCAACUGUUGUACAACAUGUCAGCUGGACGUUUGAUUUGUAUUAUUAAUGUACAUAUGAUCUAAUAAUGCAACAGACACUGUUAUCCAAUUAAAUAAAGUGGGUCUAGUCGGAUCCAUAAAUGAUCUUUGUGCGUCUGACUACAAGAGUUGUAUGGAAAGUGACUGAGUGCACCGAAUGCAGCCACACACUGAAUUUAACGUAUGUGUGUGUGUUCGUCUGGCAGAGCGACAAUGCUGUUGGCUCAGAUUAACCGGGACUCCCAGGGCAUUGCAGAGUUCCAAAAUGCAGGUGGAGACACUCAGCAGGUCACCCUCUGUUUGGCAGAGGCUGUUUCAGAUGGCGAUCAAAUGGAUAUGGACACUGUGAGUUUACAGGCUGUGACCCUUGCAGAUGGCUCCACAGCUUACAUACAGCACAACCCUAAAGUCUCCAUUUCAGAUGGCAAGUUCAUGGAUGGACAGGUCAUUCAGCUGGAGGAUGGAUCUACUGCAUAUGUCCAACAUCUAUCAAUGCCAAGAGCAGAGGAGGCCAACAGAUGGACAGGAUCCCCUUUGUGUGAUGUAAUUGGAGGAGAUGGUCUGAGACUUGAGGAUGGUCAGGCUGUGCAGCUGGAAGAUGGCACAACGGCUUACAUCCACACACCAAAAGAUACCUAUGACCAGAAUACCCUGCAGGCUGUUCAGCUGGAGGAUGGCACCACAGCUUACAUCCAGCACACAGUACAGAUGCCUCAGACCAACACCAUCCUGGCCAUCCAGGCAGAUGGAACAGUGUCAGACCUGAACGCUGAUGGAACCCUCGACCAAGAGACCAUCAACGUGCUGGAACAAUACACCGCUAAGGUGGAAGCUGAUGAUGUCAACUCCGUACUGAUGAGAGCUGAGCAAGAUUGUGGUGUGCAGAUGCAGAUUGUGCUUCAAAGGCAGAGUGGUCGUAGUUCUAGGGAGCAGUCGACAGAGAAAUCUUUCCGCUGUGACUAUGAGGGCUGUGGGAAACUCUACACAACCGCACACCAUCUGAAGGUACAUGAGAGGUACCACACAGGUGACCGGCCAUAUCUGUGUGAUCAUCUGGGCUGUGGAAAGAAGUUUGCUACAGGGUAUGGUCUGAAAAGCCACAUCAGGACACACACUGGUGAGAAGCCUUAUCGCUGCCAGGAAGUGCACUGUGCUAAGUCGUUCAAGACGUCAGGUGACCUCCAAAAGCACAUCAGAACCCACACAGGAGAGAAGCCAUUCAUGUGCCCGUUUGAGGGGUGCGGGAGAUCGUUUACUACCUCUAACAUCAGGAAGGUGCACAUUCGCACACACACAGGGGAGAGGCCUUACUACUGUGCAGAGCCUGGCUGUGGGCGAGCCUUUGCCAGUGCCACCAACUAUAAGAACCAUGUGAGGAUCCACACAGGAGAGAAGCCUUAUGUAUGCACAGUCCCAGGCUGUGACAAGCGGUUCACAGAGUACUCCAGCCUUUACAAACACCACGUUGUCCACACACCAUGCAAGCCCUACAACUGCAACCACUGUGGGAAGACCUACAAGCAGAUCUCUACCCUGGCCAUGCACAAACGCACAGCGCAUAACGUCACAGAGCCCAUUGAGGAAGAGCAGGAGGCGUACUACGAACCCCCUACAGAGGCCAUCGAUGAUCCCUCAGUGAAUUUUGCCCCGGUUGAGGAGGAGGAAGAGGAGUCCUGUUCGGAACAGAUGACUGAGACUGAGGCCAUUGGUCAGCAGCAUGUGCAGCUCAUAACAAACCCUGAUGGAACUCAACAGGUCAGUAUCUCCCAGGUUGACAUGCAGGCAUUGGGAAAUACAAUUACCAUGGUAACCAGUGAUGGCACCACCUUCACGGUUCCUUCCCAUGAAAUGCUUAAUGCAGAUGGAACACAUUCAGUCACCAUGGUAGCAGCAGAUGGUACAGAAGAGCAGGUGGCCAUUGAUUUGGCCUCAUUUCAGGGCAUGCAGACAGAGGGGGUUCACCCUGUCACUCUGUUAGCCACCUCAAACGGCACACAGAUCGCUGUCCAGCUCAGUGAACAACCUUCACUCGAAGAAGCCAUCAGGAUAGCAUCAAGAAUACAACAAGGAGAGAUGGGAUUGGAUGAUUAGAUUAGAUAAUCCUUUCAGUACUAUGACUUCUAUUGAAAUAUUUGAUGAGAACAAGAUCUAUAUAUCUUCUGCAGUUUUCUGACUCAAGGGUAUUGUUCUUAAAUCAAACAUUAAAUUCUUUAAGAUUUGUAAAUAGACAUUUUGAUAUGGCUGCACAGAGUCUGUAAUGCUGAAACAUCCAUGAGUAAGAUGUGUGUUGCUGCAUGAAUGAGUUAUAGAAAUGUAAUGUGUUUUUGGACUUUUUGUACCAUUUUUCCAUGUGUGAAUAUUGUAUUCUGUGUAUAUACAGUAAAUAGCCAAUGUUUUGAAUCCAGCAUAUAUUUUAACUUUGAAUAUGUACAAAUAAUGGAUACACAUUGGUUGUUAAAUAAAGCAGUACAAUUAUAUAUAUUUUCA
This is a messenger RNA of Oncorhynchus gorbuscha (pink salmon), 3120 nucleotides long. RefSeq names its product zinc finger protein 143-like. The transcript has 15 exons. Lineage: Eukaryota; Metazoa; Chordata; Actinopteri; Salmoniformes; Salmonidae. Gene Ontology annotation, molecular function: DNA-binding transcription activator activity, RNA polymerase II-specific; RNA polymerase II cis-regulatory region sequence-specific DNA binding. Gene Ontology annotation, cellular component: nucleus. Gene Ontology annotation, biological process: central nervous system development; positive regulation of transcription by RNA polymerase II. The record is from RefSeq and is a predicted model, not a curated record. The coding region runs from base 817 to 2724 and encodes 635 amino acids.